Messenger RNA from Schistosoma mattheei, 1704 nucleotides. Lineage: Eukaryota; Metazoa; Platyhelminthes; Trematoda; Strigeidida; Schistosomatidae. The record is from the annotation of a GenBank genome assembly.
AUGCAACAAGAUGCACCACGUUCUUCACGGGAAGGAAAUACGCUGCUGGUCGGUCCAAAUUUCCGUGUUGGAAAGAAGAUUGGUUGUGGGAACUUCGGGGAACUUCGUCUUGGUCGUAAUUUGUAUACCAAUGAAUAUGUUGCCAUUAAACUUGAACCGAUGAAAACUCGUGCUCCUCAAUUGCAUUUAGAGUAUCGAUUUUAUCGUAUACUUCUAAGUGGUGGUGUUGUUGGAUUUCCAAUGGUUUAUUAUUUUGGACCAGUAGGCCGACAUAAUGCGCUUGUAAUGGAAUUGCUUGGUCCAUCUUUAGAAGAUCUAUUUGAAUCAUGUAAACGUCAGUUCUCUUUGAAAACUGUACUGAUGAUAGCAAUCCAGCUGCUUCGACGUAUUGAAUAUGUACAUUCAAAGCAUUUAAUAUAUCGUGAUGUUAAACCAGAGAAUUUUCUUAUUGGACGUCAAUAUUAUAAUAGACAUCGUACUAUAUAUAUCAUUGAUUUUGGUUUAGCUAAAGAAUAUAUUGAUCCAGAAACUCAAAAACACAUUCCUUAUCGUGAACAUAAAAGUCUUACUGGUACUGCACGUUAUAUGAGUAUUAAUACACAUUUAGGCAAAGAACAAUCUCGACGUGAUGAUUUAGAGGCCUUAGGUCAUAUGUUUUUAUAUUUUCUACGUGGUAGUCUACCUUGGCAAGGUUUAAAAGCUGAAAAUCUACGUGAACGUUAUCAGAAAAUCGGUGAUACAAAACGUGCAACUCCUAUUGAUGUUUUAUGUCAUGGUUACCCCGAAAUGGCUACCUAUUUACGAUAUGUUCGAAGUUUAGAUUUUUUUGAAGAACCUAACUAUGAGUAUUUACGUUGGGGAUUCACUGAUUUAAUGCAAAGAAAAGGUUGGGAAUGUGAUUGGGAAUUCGAUUGGUGCAGUCGACCGUUACCUGGAUCUAAACCUCCAGGAUCUACACAUACAUCUGGCGGACAGGCAGUAAAUCCACCCUUAACUAACGUUCCUGCUGCGAAUGCUAGUUGUAUGAAUAAUGGUGUACAAAACACAUCUGGACUUACUUCUCCUACUCAUCAUCCAGUGAAUGGUAAUCAACAAAGUCCUGGUGUUAAUGGUGGUCAUCAUGCAAUGGGAUUAACUGGAACACCUUUAUUAGAUCCUGGUACAUCUCAUUGGCCACCUACUGGACAAUCAAAUAAUGUACCCAGUUAUAUAAAUGAAGAUGGCGGUACAUCACCAAAUGAAUUAAGAUAUAAAGUUGAUGAAUAUUUACCUUCCUAUUUUGGUCAGCAAACAACAAAUCAAACUAUUAUGCAUACCGGUCUUCUUGGUGCUAAUAAAAUUGGUUCACCUAAUGACGGUAUUGUAGAUGAUGUUGGACCUACUGGUGUUGGCGGCGGUGGUGCUAUGCCCACUUCAAACUCUAGCGGUUUGCCAUAUGGUGGCGGUGGUGCUGUAUCCGGUACAAAUGCCGGUGGUACACAUAUUCGGAAUAUAACCGGUUUAUACAGUGGCGGUGGUCCAGAAGAAACUAUGGCUCGAGAUAUUGAUGACAAUUUAGGCAUGGGAGUUGGCAUGACAACAACAGAAUCAUCACCUGAAAAUGUAGUUGGCGCUGAACAAGAUGAUAUACAAAGUCAAUCAGGUUGUUGUGGCUGCUUUGGUCAACGGUCUAAAAAUCGACGUCUUCGAUCUCAGUUUAUCUAG